AGUCUUCAUGCUCAAAUUUGACCCGACAUCUCUGGGUUGCUAUGCCCCCUCCCUGCUUGACAUGCUUUCGCAGCCUGCACUUGGAGCCUUCGCCGUCGGAGAACUUCCGGGUGAAAAUUAUUCGAGAGGAAGGAAAGCCUUUGGGGUUUCUGGUGGCCUUUCACUCCAUGGUCCAAGGCCUUGUGAUUCAGGACGUAAGGGAUGAUUCUGUGGCAGCGGAACAGUGGAGACGUCAACGCCCCGAAAGUCCGAUGGAAAUUGGCCAAGCCAUUAUUGAAAUCAACGAGCGCACCAGCCUCGACGACAUGAUGGAUGUGUUACACUCGUCAAAUGAGUUUGACAUGCUGAUCAGCACGACACUCACGCCAUCGCAACGCUGGACACUCUUGGAAUCGUCCAAGAGGCGUGCGCGCGCGGCCUCCACAUAG
Cladocopium goreaui is the source of this 428-nucleotide messenger RNA. The record is from the annotation of a GenBank genome assembly. Lineage: Eukaryota; Dinophyceae; Suessiales; Symbiodiniaceae.